Anopheles maculipalpis is the source of this 4364-nucleotide messenger RNA. RefSeq lists its product as uncharacterized. Bases 1 to 4362 code for a protein of 1453 amino acids. The transcript is spliced from 2 exons. The record is from RefSeq and is a predicted model, not a curated record. Gene Ontology annotation, cellular component: nucleus. Gene Ontology annotation, biological process: regulation of transcription by RNA polymerase II. Lineage: Eukaryota; Metazoa; Arthropoda; Insecta; Diptera; Culicidae. Gene Ontology annotation, molecular function: RNA polymerase II transcription regulatory region sequence-specific DNA binding; DNA-binding transcription factor activity, RNA polymerase II-specific.
AUGAACCACAACAGCACGAUCCCCGUUUGGCAAGUGGCAACAGCCGAGCCGGUUACGCGAGGACAGCCAAAUGCUGCCGCCGCCGUCAACCAAAACAAUGGUGGACAAUUUUCCACGCUAAAAUAUGUGACCAACGCACGGCAGAAUGUGAAAAUUAUAAGUUUCCCCGGGCAAAGUUCAGGGACCGGCGGCAGUAGCGAUGGCACCUUUUUGUACGAAACGACGAUCGAUAAUGGUUCGUAUCUGGCAGUGACAAAGGAACCGCAGCAACCACUCGCCCGGCGACCCGCAACAAUGUUGAACGAUUCCAUUCUGCUGCAAACGGCCGACGGUCAGGGCUAUUUGGUGGAUGAACGAUCGAUACAGAACAUUGAUCAGAUUCCACCGGAAAAUUUAAUCUACGUUACAUCGCCGGAUGCCGAACCGUCGGUCACCGGCCGAACAAUGAACCCUUCCUCGACCACUCCUUCCCUACAGUCCGGUGAUCAAAACCAGCUCGAUUACGUUGAUUAUGUUCCGUCACCGGACGAGCCGGAUCAAGCGCAGCAACCGUCCGAAGCCGAGUACGCGGAAGAGUGUCAAGUGACGGAGGAAAUCAUUACGGACGAUUGGGUCCAAUCGCAGGGUGAAGAGUGUGUGCAGGUAACAGUCGACCAGCUUGGCGUAAAUACGGCGAUCGCGGUGGAGGAUGACAUUUCGGUCCCGCUCGAUCAGGACCAGUACACACUUUCGCGCCCAUAUCCGUGCGAUUUCUGUAGCCGGCGGUUCCGCAAGAAGGCCAGCUUGCAGAACCAUCUAAUGGCACAUUCGAACGAUCGGCCGCAUGUGUGCUAUUUGUGUGGCGCACAGUAUGGACGACGAGCCGAUCUAAUCAACCAUCUGAAACAACAUGCGUACGCCGAUCAGGAUGAGUUAUCGCUGCGCGGAGGUGAUCAGGAUGCUGAUUACGAACUCCCGGAACUCGCCAGCACGACGAGUAACAUCAAACAUCGCAUCAGACACUCGAGCGAGGGUGAAGAUCUGUAUAUCCAGAACGCGAUGGUGAGCUACAAUUUGCAGCCGCCGAUGCAGCUCAUUUCCACUACCAACUAUGGGACGCCUUCUGCCACAACGGUAUCUUCCUACGAGCACAGCGAGAUGAGCUCGUCCUUUACCAACGGUUUGACGGACACUGAUAACCCAUAUCCAACCGGUUCUUCAGCGGUUGGAGAGAAACGAAUUGUAAGGAAGCGUAAACCACCCAUAGCGGCACGAACUAAACCGGCCGUAUUAACGUCUAAAAUAGCCACCACACCACGCGCUGCUAACCGUCAAAUCAAAAAGGAACCGGAAGACACUGUAACUACACCAGCGGCGGCCCCACCCCCAUUCGACGAACGGAAGCCAUUUGUCUGCCAGCAGUGUGGCAUCUCGUUUGGCAGGGCAAAAGCGUUGCAGGCCCAUUCGCGUACCCAUGCGGACAAAACGAAGUACGAUUGUGACUAUUGCUAUGCCCAGUUUUACGAAUGGUCGCUGCUUCAGUUGCAUAUUGAUCGUGUGCAUUCGUCGGAGCAAGGCAGCAAUCGUGAAUAUCACCACGAUUCUGGUGGCGGAGGAACAUCCAGCACGGCGGUGGUUUCCAAAAAGCGCUUUAAGUGUGAUCAAUGCAGCGCUAUUUUCUUCCAAUCGGAUCACAUUCUUAGCCAUCUCCAGCAGGCACACGGCAUUGUGUCGUCCUCGAUCGAAGCUACUACAAGCGAAGAGCGUAGUGUGGCCGUAAAGAAGGAGCUGAUACAACCGCCCUCUAGCGUGGAUUACGGGGAGCUCGAAGAUGAAGCUACUACUGAUCCGGAAAUCGAGGAAGAAGACUACGGCGAUCUAGAUUACACGAUCGAGGAACACUACGAAAAUCGUUCUAGCGAGCAGGAAACGGCGGAUCACUCGACCGCUCCACUAACUUGCCGCGAAUGUGGAGAUUCGUUCGAAAGUGGGAUGGAAUUGUUGGAACACUCCGAAUCGCACACAACCCGGUAUGAACCGCACGAGUGUCAGCUGUGUGGUGAAAAGUUCUUCGAUGAAGCCACCAUCAAGAAGCAUGUGCAGGAUCGCCACCAACACGAACUAACGGCCACAUCCUGUGCAAUCUGUGGCAAACGGUGCAAAAGUCAAACGACACUGAUCAAACACGCUUGGGAUCAUUCGCGCGAACGGACACACUCCUGCUCACAGUGUGGCAAAACGUUUCACCACAUGGCACGGUUGAAGCGGCACAUGGACUCACAUCGCAACAAGACGGUACGGUGUGAGGUUUGCAUGCAAGAAUUCCCGGACGGACGUACGCUGAUGAAUCAUCGCCAUUCGCACACGAAAUCGAACGAAUAUCCGUGCCAUGAGUGUGGCAAAACGUUCGGUUCCCGGUCAUCGCAACAGAUUCAUAUGCGAAUUCACACCGGAGAACGACCGUACGCGUGUCGCUUUUGUUGGAAAGCUUUUGCGGACGGUGGAACGCUGCGGAAGCAUGAGCGAAUUCAUACCGGCGAAAAGCCGUACGCAUGUCCGGUGUGUCCGAAAGCGUUUAAUCAGCGAGUGGUGCUGAGGGAACACAUCCGGGCACAUCAUUCGCAAGCUGACUCGAAGCGUGGUUCGGCUAAUCAGCCGUAUUAUUGUAGCGUUUGCAGUUCGCCAUUUUCUACGACCGGAGACCUGGUGCAGCAUCUAAUCGAGCAUAGUGACACGAACACAGCGAUGAAGCGCGAACCACCAACAUUUCCACGGAAGUACAAGCGACGACGAAAGCUAAAACCUCACGAGCUGGAGCGACUGCAGAGUGGCCGACGGAAGCAGAAAAGCAAGCAACAGGAUGACGAUAUGGAUGAGCUGGAGGAGGGUGGUUAUGAGGAAAGUAAUAGUGCUAAGGAAAGUGUGAAGCAAGGUACUAAAUCUUCGCUACUUUUGACGAACCAAGACGGCGAAUCACUCAAGAACAAACGGAGUGAAGAAUUGCGAGGACCCAAACGUCGUCCUUCGGCGCAUGACAUGCUACAUGCGAAUGGCAUUAAUCUGUUGACCAAUAUUGUGCUUCUUCAUGGACAACAGGAAGAGGACGAACCGUCGAAUUAUGAGCACGAUAAUCAUCCUCCGGAAUCUCCUCCAACAAUCGAAACCUCCAAAGCGAACCCGGGACUGCCAAGUAGCAGCCGUAUUGCUGCGAAAGCACCGAAAUUGAAGGUAGUUGCGCUAGCGCGAAAAAAACCUGCCUGCAAACGGCCUUCGACUUCGUUUGCCACCAAAGCUUCUCCCAAUGAAGGUGAUCAAAAGCUGACGGAUGGUGAGGAUCGAUCUUCACCACCGAACUGUGGUGCUACUGGUACGAUGACGAACGUGAUGGAAGCAUUUUUCCGUAGCCGCAAGAGGAACUCGCUGCUGCCGGAAAUAUCUCCACAUCGGAUCUCGUCCGUAGGAUUUCCUUUGCUGGACGAUGGAAACACAGACGAUCCGAUGGACGAACCGACGACCACGACGAUGGUGGAACAACCGCGCAAAAGCACUGCGUCAUUUAGCUCCUCGGACGAUCAUGAUUUGCUGAUGGAAAUUUCUCAAAAGAACAAGUACACGGAACGGUUCAACAGUGACACCGUGCAAGAUCUGGAAGAAAUCCUACGCUCACCGAUAAAGAGUGUCCCGUACAAGCAAAAAGAAUCAACGAGCCAGAAAGGCAAAGCAAAAGCCAAGAAUAAAAAGGCAUCAUCGUCCAACAAACAGCCCCCGAAAGUGGUCGAAAAGAAGGCGAAGAAAGUCGUUGCACCAACAUCUCCACCAGCAGUGUUGCGCAGUCAGCGGUUAACGCGCCGUCAGCUCGAACGAGAGGUCAACUUCUUGAAGGAAGCGUACGAAACGAAUGUACCGAGCUGUGUGCCAGAAUCGGGCAAGGAUAAUGACCCAACUCCCGGUACAAUUCUGCCUUCGGAAGUGAUGGACAAUGGAGGGGUUUCGGUUAGCAUAGUGAAUAGUACACCGGAGGAACGGGUGGAUGCUUCCGAACGGUUAGCUGCAAUGUUGCUAAACGAUGGCUUACCACCAGACGAUACACAAAGCAGCAGCACCGGCAGUAACAGCGGUUGUGGUGAUAGCAGUAUCAGCAACGUUUUCCACCAUCAACAGCAAGAUAACUUCAGCUCCAAAACGUAUGCAGAAUCAUUGCAUAUGAUGGAAUUGCCAGGUGUACAGAAGAUUGAAGAUGAAAACGAUCCGGACGAUAGCUGCCUGUACGGGGACAACGAAACCACUACCUCAGGUGAUGGAGCAGACUAUCGAUGUUCGAUCUGUGCUGCCUGUUUUGAUGAUCGAGCACAGCUCAUCCUACACGUUCCGGUACAUAUUUAAGC